This is a messenger RNA of Corticium candelabrum, 706 nucleotides long. RefSeq names its product TM2 domain-containing protein 1-like. The record is from RefSeq and is a predicted model, not a curated record. The transcript is spliced from 6 exons. Lineage: Eukaryota; Metazoa; Porifera; Homoscleromorpha; Homosclerophorida; Plakinidae. Bases 28 to 618 code for a protein of 196 amino acids.
CGCCAAGCGUACAUUUGAGUGCGCAGAAUGCUGGCUUGGUGUCACUGUGUUACUUUGCUGGCAGUCUUGUCGCGUCUUUCGGUAGCUGGUACGUCUGAUGAUCUAACGAGUAGUGAUUGUUUGUCUGGUUACAGCAACACGAAAUGCAAAGAUCUGCUUCCUGGACAGUAUUCAUGUAAGGAACCAGAAAUAUCACUGGAAACUCAGAGUUCUGUCGGCUGCAAUCAGAGUGACCACACAGUAUCUGCUGCUUGCUAUCCUGUUAACGGCACAGAGUGUAACCAAUGUCGUUUCAAUGGAACAGAGAUUGGAUUCUACAGUGCACCUGAGCAUUGUUUUUAUGUUACCGGAAAAUACGAUUUCAAUGUUGCACUUUGUCUCUCUGUUUUCUUGGGCUUCCUAGGAGUUGAUCGAUUCUACCUUGGCUAUGCAGCUAUAGGUCUUCUCAAACUUUCUACAUUUGGUUUCUUCCUACUCGGCUCAUUGAUUGAUAUCGUACUAAUAGCCUCUCAGGUUGUUGGUCCUGCAGAUGGCUCGGAUUAUUACAUACCAUACUAUGGACCACGACUAAUUCACUUGACAGAAAAUAAAGACACAUACUACAAACCAGUUGACUAAUGCUCUGAUUUCUUAGAUGAUUUCCUAUGUGUAUAAAGGCGAGUGUGUUGGGUGGAAAGCUAGUUCAAUAAAUACCAGUGUAUAUGAA